Molecule: messenger RNA, 1389 nt
Organism: Closterium sp. NIES-65
Lineage: Eukaryota; Viridiplantae; Streptophyta; Zygnematophyceae; Desmidiales; Closteriaceae
Source: the annotation of a GenBank genome assembly
AUGCAUGUCGGGUGCAAGAUGCAUGGCGGGCGCAAGAUGCAUGGCGGGCGCAAGAUGCAUGGCGGGCGCAAGAUGCACGGCGGGCGCAAGAUGCAUGGCGGGCGCAAGAUGCAUGGCGGGUGCAAGAUGCAUGGCGGGUGCGUGAUGCAUGGCGGGGGCGAGAUGCAUGACGGGUGCGAGAUGCAUGGCGGGCGCAAGAUGCAUGGCGGGCGCAAGAUGCAUGGCGGGCGCAAGAUGCAUGGCGGGUGCAAGAUGCAUGGCGGGUGUGAGAUGCAUGGCGGGGGCGAGAUGCAUGGCGGGUGCGAGAUGCAUGGCGGGCGCAAGAUGCAUGGCGGGCGCAAGAUGCAUGGCGGGCGCAAGAUGCAUGGCGGGUGCAAGAUGCAUGGCGGGUGUGAGAUGCAUGGCGGGGGCGAGAUGCAUGGCGGGUGCGAGAUGCAUGGCGGGCGCAAGAUGCAUGGCGGGCGCAAGAUGCAUGGCGGGUGCAAGAUGCAUGGCGGGUGCAAGAUGCAUAGCGGAGUUCUUCCUCUCUCACCUUUUCUCACGCCUUUAAACCCCUUCUCACCCCUUCUCACGCCUUUAAACCCCUUCUCUCCCCUUCUCACCCCUUCUCAUCCCAUCUCAUCCUUCUCAUCCCACCUCUGUCCCCACUCCCCCUUUUCCCCGCGCGCAUGUCACCAGGUGCUGUGCAAGGCGGCAUCAGGCCUGGCUCGCACCAAAGUCAUUCUCUCCAUGCGUCUGGUGCCAAGCACUGCAAGUCAUGGGGAGUCUGUUGAGUUCUGCCUGUUUGCUGUUCUGCCUGGACUCUUUGAGGUGGAUGCAGCAGUACAGCACUUUGGACUGCACGUCACAGUGGCGCCUCUCUUGAUCGGCACGCUCUCUGGUGCUCCUUCGCUUGCGCCUUUUCACUCACCGUCUCAUGCGUUUGCAAUAUGCUGUGGGGGUCAGCUCAUAUACGACGCAGUGCUAGCCCUCGUCUCUCCCUCCGCUUCCAAUCAUCCCGAGCUGCUCUACCCCUCAUGGUACUCACGCUCGGCCUUCCUGGGGGCGCUCUUCUACACAGUAGCAGUGCACUGGACAGCAGUGUGCUCCAGACAUGCUGCCUACGGGGCUAUCGCCUCUGCCAUGGUCUCUCCUACCCCCCUCCCCCUCAACCUCUUUCCUUCUCCUCAUAACAUGUUUCACGGUUGUCCCUUCCCCACCCAUCGCCCACACCCACCCGUACCACUUCUUACCACCCACCCAACGUCCCUGCCCUCCUCAUCCAGCCGCCUUCACUGCCCCCCGCCCUGUUCGACCUUCCAGGUAGCCCACAGUGCGUGGGAGGUCGUGACUGACUCGCAUCUGGACCCCUCUGCACCGCUCUUCAACCUUCUGCACACCAUGCUGUGA